AUGACCCGUAGCCAGUCGGGAGAUCUACUACCAUUAGACCAGGAGCUUGAACAAACCUGCAAAAACUUCAAUCGGGCUCUAAAGGCGCGACUGGCUGCGGAGGAGUCGCUAGCACAGCUACAGAUGACUGACGAAGAGGAGAUGGCUGACCCACAGGACCAUGAUGUGGUCAUUCCUGAGGAGCAGACCAUGGGAUCCUACUGGACCGCAAGGGCCCAUGAGGGGGAGUGCCCCCGAUCACAUCUCAGGCGAUUCCACGAGCUCAUCGAUGGAAUCAAGAUCAACGGGGUCCCAACAGAUGCCAUCCAGCUGAGGUACUUCCCAUUCACCCUGGAGGGGCAGGCCAAGGAGUGGCUAGACACUCGACCUCCGGGCUCUAUCACCACGUUCCCCAACCUUGCGGACAACUUCCUCACCCGCUACCAUCCUCCAUCCAAGACGGCGGACCUACAGAAGCAAAUUACCCAUUUUGCUCAGGAUGAGGAUGAGACCAUCAGGGAUGCUUGGGAGAGAUACACUAGUCUCUUCCUCAAGUGUCCUAACCAUGGUUUUACUGAUGCCUUCAAGGUGGGAACCUUCUCCCAUGUCCUCUUCAUGGAGGACAAGCAGGUUAGUGAUUCAGUAUGUGGCGGGAAUAUGCUCACCAAAACACCGCCCCAGCUGAAUCAACUUUUUGAGGAGAUGGCAGAGCAGGGAUAUGAUUGGGGCACUUCCAGGAUAUCGAGAAGAGCACCAGGGCGGGGUAUGCGUGCUGUCGCCACCCAGUCAUCUGAUUUGGUGCAGGUGGUAUCGAAGCUGGUUUCAGCCAUAGAUCGCUCUGGAUUGAUUACAGGUACAGGACAGCCGCAGGCGAUGCACUGCCAGUGGUGUGAGAGCUCCCAUCACACUGUGGAGGACAGUCAGGCGAUGAGGGAGUCGUCUACUCCCCAGGAGCAGGUCGACUUCAUCAGUAAUGCCACCUGA
Molecule: messenger RNA, 963 nt
Organism: Linum trigynum
Lineage: Eukaryota; Viridiplantae; Streptophyta; Magnoliopsida; Malpighiales; Linaceae
Source: the annotation of a GenBank genome assembly